Messenger RNA from Sugiyamaella lignohabitans, 882 nucleotides. It is a transcript of the gene SPS19, whose product is annotated as Sps19p. The transcript has a single exon. Gene Ontology annotation, molecular function: 2,4-dienoyl-CoA reductase (NADPH) activity. The coding region runs from base 1 to 882 and encodes 293 amino acids. Gene Ontology annotation, biological process: fatty acid catabolic process. The record is from RefSeq and is a predicted model, not a curated record. NCBI's taxonomy places the organism in Eukaryota, Fungi, Ascomycota, Dipodascomycetes, Dipodascales, Trichomonascaceae.
AUGCCGAAUACACUGGACUCUUCGUACUACGAGACCUCGAUCUAUAAGAAGGGCAUUUUCGACGGCAAAGUUGUGUUUGUGACAGGUGGAGCAGGAACCAUUUGUCGGGUUCAGGUCGAGGCUCUGGUGCUGUUAGGAGCCAAUGCUGCUAUUCUAGGCCGUCGAACCGAGGCCACUGAGAAAGCGGCUGCAGAGAUUCAGCAGCUGCGACCAGGUGCUAAAGUGAUUGGGAUUGGCGGAGUGGAUGUUAGAGAUGUCAAGUCAUUGGCCAGUGCUGUUGAUACAACCGUCAAACAACUUGGCAAAAUCGAUUUCGUUAUAGCUGGAGCAGCAGGAAACUUCCUUUCUCAUGUCGGAGGCCUGUCAGCACGUGCUUUUAAAACGGUUAUUGACAUCGAUCUCCUUGGUUCAUACAAUACAGCCAAGGCCACCUUCGACCAGCUGCGUGCCAAUAAGGGCCAUAUCCUGUUUGUCUCGGCCACGCUCCAUUAUAUAGGUUUGCCAAUGCAAGCACAUGCUUCGGCGGCUAAAGCCGGAGUCGAUUCGUUAAUGAGAACCCUGGCUGUCGAAUUAGGACCUCUUGGGAUCCAAUCCAAUGCCAUUGCACCCGGUCCUAUUGCCGGCACCGAGGGCAUUGACAGACUGCUCCCUGAACAUCUCGCCAAACGAGCUGUCGAAUUAGUCCCUCUUCAGCGACUAGGAACCACCACGGAUAUCGCCAAUGCCACGGUGUUCCUUCUUUCACCAGCCGCUAGCUAUGUCACCGGCACCGUCACCGUGGUUGACGGAGCCUCGUGGCAGCUCGGCGAGCCCUCUACCUCUGAUCCUGAACUUUACCCAGGAGUCAUCAGUAAGCUCAACGAAGGAGACAACAAACUUUAA